Glarea lozoyensis ATCC 20868 is the source of this 2913-nucleotide messenger RNA. RefSeq names its product SAICAR synthase-like protein. The transcript has 4 exons. NCBI's taxonomy places the organism in Eukaryota, Fungi, Ascomycota, Leotiomycetes, Helotiales, Helotiaceae. Gene Ontology annotation, molecular function: phosphatidylinositol kinase activity. The record is from RefSeq and is a predicted model, not a curated record. The coding region runs from base 1 to 2913 and encodes 970 amino acids. Gene Ontology annotation, biological process: phosphatidylinositol metabolic process.
AUGCCACACGCUGUUGAUAUGCCAUCGUUCCUGACCGGCGAUACGGGACCACCAGUAUCGGCGAGUCGGUCUCCCUAUGAAGUCUCUCAUCCUUCUCGAAAUUCGCACGAGAAAACCAAUGGAAAUACGAAGACAUUGUCAUACACAUCCAUAAGAGGCGGGCCUGGAGAAGUCGCAGACAUGUACAUGGAAAACGCCCACAGUGUGCUUACCAAUGGACGGACAUUUGCGAAUGGCGACAUGUUGCAAGAUGGGGCUCUGAACCAAGUUCCGAACGGGAGGGCUAGUGGGAGCAGUUGGGACCAUAAGUCAUCACGGAAUGGAAGCACUUUGUCUGUUAAUGGGGGAACCGAAAAUGGCAGGAGGAGCCCGGGACCGCAGAAUGGCAUGGCAAGAACAUCGAAUGGCACUGGAGACCGUAACUCGAUCGCAUCUACGAAUGGAAACGGGCAUCAUUCCAACACUCAAUCCGCAACUCAAACCAACGGCGACAGUGAACCGCAUAAACCCGAUCUUGUGCCCUCCGCCAUCUCUACGAGUCCCCAAAGCACUGGUCCCUUGACAUACACUACCUCAUUGCUACCAGCAACACCUGUCACGCCCGAAACUCCUCAGCGCGCAGCGACAGCAUCUCCUCAUCGAUAUUCCUCCCCUCCGGCUUAUCCUGCCCCGCCGAUACCAUCUUCAGCAAACAACAAUAACGCCAACAAUCCGCAUCCAGGCACAAGUCAAUUGAAGCACCGACACACAUUACAAGUUCCGAAGGUAACGCCCACCAGAAAUUCUCGCGACGGCGAUGAAGCCAUCCACAGUUCCGGAAGAUUUUCGCCUACCGCUGUGGCUUCGAGCGUUAGGAGAGGGUCGCUGAGCCUUAAUCGAAGGAACACACAGUCGAUACACUCAAAUAUGCCACAUGAGGAGAUACCUCCCGACGAAGAUGCUAUUCGGUGGGCUGAAGCAGUCAGACAAAAGCGAGCCAGCAAGCGACGGAGAAAAGAUGAGGAGGAUGACGAUCGGGUUGUGGUAGGGACCAAGGUUGACCAAAACCACGUCAAUUGGGUUACAGCUUACAACAUGUUGACGGGCAUUCGCUUUACUGUCUCAAGAACCAAUGCGAAACUGGAUCGACCCCUGACUGAUGCGGAUUUUGACGCCAAACAUAAAUUCUCUUUUGAUAUUACUGGGAACGAAUUGACACCAUCCGCGAAAUACGACUUCAAAUUCAAAGAUUAUGCGCCGUGGGUCUUUCGACAUCUGCGAGCUAAAUUCAAGCUCGAUCCGGCCGAUUACUUGAUGUCGCUGACAAGCAAGUAUAUUCUCUCGGAACUUGGAUCUCCUGGGAAGAGUGGAAGUUUCUUCUACUUUUCUCGGGAUUAUAAAUACAUCAUCAAAACUAUCCACCACGCCGAGCACAAAUUCCUGCGGAAAAUACUGAAGGAUUAUUGGAAGCAUAUCGAAGACAACCCGAACACCCUUCUCUCCCAGUUCUAUGGACUACACCGAGUGAAGAUACCUUAUGGAAGGAAGAUCCACUUCGUGGUAAUGAACAAUCUUUUCCCGCCACACCGAGACAUACAUCAGACCUUCGAUCUGAAGGGCUCUACAAUAGGGCGAGAUUUCAAAGAAGAGGAUUUGGAGAAAAAUCCACGCGCGACCCUAAAAGAUUUGAACUGGCUGCGCCGAGAAAAACAUUUGGAGUUCGGACCCGAGAAAAGAACCUUGUUCUUUGAACAGAUGGAGCGUGACGUGCAUUUGUUGCAAAGGCUCAAAAUAAUGGACUACAGUAUGCUUGUGGGAGUUCACGACCUCCAAAAAGGCAACCAAGAAAACUUACGCGACAAAACGCUUCAAGUCUUUCAACCUGGUGGCGACGCUCCAACAGAGGAUUCCGGUCCUGAUGGAAGAGGCCUCUUGAUGCGUACACCAAGCAAGCUGGAGAACGCCCGCAAGGCUAGGGAGCUUCGGCAAAUAAUCAAACAGGAGAAACCGAUUCCAAUGGGUCAGAGCAGCUCACGAAUGCCGGACACGCUGGAAGAGAACACAACGAAGCGGGACUUUAUCUUCUAUAGCGAUGACGGUGGUUUCCAAGCUACUCAUGAGGACAAUAGUCCUGGAGAAGAGAUAUUUUUCUUGUCAAUCAUCGACUGUCUAACCCAUUAUGGAACGGUAAAAAAAUUGGAACAUUUCUGGAAGGGUCUAAGUCAGGACAAAAAACAAAUAUCGCCGAUUUCUCCCGAGCCUUACGGCGAACGCUUUAUCCAGUUCAUUGAAGGCAUAACCAAGAGUCCGGAGGAAGCGGCUCGUGAAAAGGAGGCGCAGGCUACUUCCCCAAUUCCGCAUACUAAUUCCAACACGUUCUCCGACCGUGGGCGAAAUCCCAAUUCUGUGGACUCGGGACGUCGAAGGUCGAACAGUCAGCCUAUGCAUCGAUCAAGCAAUCCAAAUAGUACGCUUCAGAGAAAUGAACAAGAGGCUGUCAAUGCCGAACGACGAGGUGACGAUGAAGCCCAUCGACCAGAUCCGAGAAUUAUCAGUGUUGUUCGAAGUCCAAGUGCUGACCGCAGUGGUGGGCUUCAGGGUCAGACUUUACCUGUGGUUGAGGAGCUUGGAGAAGCAAGCAGCACCGGUGGAAGAAGUGGCCACAGCCGAGAAGAGAAUGACGAUGGAGACAGACGGCCGCGUACACCUGCCAAGGACUACGUAGAUGGCCGUCCUUUGACGCCGCCGAAAGACUAUAGUCCUAAUGGCAAUGGCUACGGCCAUGGAGAUGUGUCCAAGACGACUGUGAACAGGAGCAGUCUGGACAAAAAGUUACCUCCAUUACCGCCAGUAACGAGUCCGGUGGAAAAGCAAGAGAAAGAUUCGUUCUUUUCUUUUCGAGCAUUUUUGGUUUCAGGCUCGUUAGGAUUGUAG